GGCACAGCCCUCCAUGGCACGCACCCGCCGUCGCGAGACCUUUGCAAGCUACAUUUACAAGGUGUUGAAGCAGGUCCAUCCGGAUGCAGGCAUCUCCAAGCAAGGCAUGACGAUGGUCAACGCGUUUGUGUUUGACACCCUGCGGCAGAUCGUGGAGCUCGCCAGCAGAAUCAUGCCCAUGAUGGGCAAGACUACUGUUUCGUCGCGCGAGAUCCAGACGGCAGUCAGGAUUGUCAUCCAGGGUGAGCUGACCAAGCAUGCCGUUGCUGAAGGCUGCAAGGCUGUGACCAAGUUCUCAGGCUCUGGCUCUGGAUACCGGUCGACAACGCGCUCGACUCGCGCCGGCCUGCAGUUCCCGGUCGGCCGCAUCCACCGGUACAUGCGGGCGAUAGUCAUCGGCCGGGUCAGCGGCAGCGCACCGGUCUACCUCGCGGCCGUCCUCGAAUACUUGGUUGCCGAGAUCGUCGAGCUGUCGGGCAACGCCGCCAGAGCUGCCGGCCGAAUGCGGAUCACGCCGAUCGACCUCGAGACCGCCAUCGGCGCCGACGCCGAGCUCGCCGCCCUCGUCGGCAACUCGCUUGUGCUGCGCAAGACUUGGAAGUCGGUGGCGCAAGGCGGUGACGCGAGCGACAAGCCGUGCGCCUCGUCUACCACCGCCAAGCCACCCAAGGGCUUCACCACUCCGGCGGGCGCCGCGGUCGCCGCGCUCAAGCUCUCGCGUGACUCGGCCCGCAUCGAGCACUUUACGCUCGGGCUCUACGAUGACGUCCGCGAGCGGCUCACCACCCGCCUCAACACGCUUCUCGGCGUAGUCCGAAUCCUCGUCGAGUACCGCCGGAAGAAGACUAUUUCCCAGGAGGAUGUCAUUCUCGCCCACAUGUUUGUUGAGGGCUCGGUCCCGUACCUCCGCUUUGAGCCCAAUGCUGUGACCAAGCAGCUGCCGCCUUCGGGUCUGCCCACAGCCUACGCCUCAGACACAUUCAUCGAUCCAGAAGCGCUGAAGAGCAUCGUGAACGAGCUCGUCGCCAGUGCGCUUGACGACUUGUAUCUCAAGCUGAAGAUCAAGGCCGUCGCGAGGACGGCGCUCGUCGAAAUUGCCCACUCGUGGCUCGUCGCCGAGGAGGCCGAGGUGGCGCGGACAGCUCAGCAGGUCGCCCGCUCGCCGUCGCUCGCGGUGAUCUUUGACACCUUUGCCGAUGGCUCUGCCCAGACUAGCUCUGCCCGGCGAAACACCGAGCUUGUAGCCGAGAUCGACAGGCUCCGCGCAAAGGCGUCGACGCUCCCUGCCGCCACCGCUGCCCAAGUUGCCGAGUCUCUCCGACAGGUCAUGGCGAGCUUGCACUCUGACCAGUAA
Molecule: messenger RNA, 1354 nt
Organism: Thecamonas trahens ATCC 50062
Lineage: Eukaryota; Apusomonadida; Apusomonadidae
Product: histone H2A
Exons: 2
Coding region: 14-1354 (446 amino acids)
Cellular component (GO): nucleosome
Molecular function (GO): protein heterodimerization activity; DNA binding; structural constituent of chromatin
Source: RefSeq, a predicted model, not a curated record